UGUUCAUGCCCGUAGACGGCACAAUCAGGGGCUUUCGCGCCCUUCUAAUGUAAUUCCCGGUUUUCCUCAUCUUCAACCAAUCACAAUACGCACAUCUCCAUCAUUCAGCUCUCCGUUGAUACGAGUCAAGUUACCAUAUUCGAUCAAUCUCACAUGGCCGCAAACUCAAAGUUGCAAGGAAGAUCGCGAUGUCGGAGAAAAUACGAUAGCGCGAUUGGUUCCCGGCGCAGAUCUAUAGCAUCAUCCGCAAGAGCAUAAGGCGUCGGCAAUAUGUGUCCAAUUGGAAACUUCCCGUUCGCUUGUUGGAGUAUGAAAAUAGGAAAAGCUCUAUUGCUCACAAUGUGUGUAAGUGGGUAGGUACCCUUGCCGUCAUGGUAAUCAGGGUCUCAAGAGUUGAGACCUACGUAUAUAAAAUUCAAAUACUACGUACAUCCUUCCUUAUAGCUUCGUUUCCCCUUGAUUGUAUCCUGCGCAAGAGUAAAGUGUAUAGUGUAAUCCUCAAAGCCAUGACUGCUCAGACAGAAAAACCACCAUACCCGUCCGAAGCGGAGGCAGGUCGGCUUCCCACGACGGCGGAAGAAGACAACAACACCAACACGCCAACACCAAUAGACAUCCUCGAAGUCGAAGCCCCAUCCCCGUCCACCCCUUCCCAAUCCCCGUCCGUCGCCCUCGAGCACAGCAAAGCCGCGUACCUGGUACUAGCAGGGUGCGUGCUGAUCCAGGCGCCGAUAUGGGGGUACUCGCUCGCCUUCGGCAUCUUCCAGGAGUACUACUACACGCACCCAUCGAUCCUAGGCCCGAACUCUCCGGGCACCAUCGCCAGCAUCGGCACGACGCAGACGGGCAUCCUGUACCUCAUGAUGCCCAUCACCUUCACGCUGCUAACCAAGUACGCGCACCUGCGGCAGUGGUUCCUGCGCGCCGGGCUAGUCCUGACCACGGGGUGCCUGACGGCGUCCUCGUUCGCGACCUCGGCGGGCUGGCUCAUCGCCACGCAAGGCGUGCUGCACGCCGUCGGGUGCGGGCUCCUGUUCAGCCCCACGUCGCUGUACCUGGACGAGUGGUUCCGCGCGCGCAAGGGCUUGGCGUACGGCGCCAUGUGGAGCGGCAAGAGCGGCGCCGGCGCCGGCAUGCCGUUCCUGACGAGCGCCCUGCUGAACCGGUACGGCGUCGGGACCACGCUGCGCGCCUACGCUGUAGCCUCCGCCAUUCUGACGAUCCCGCCGCUGUUCCUUAUGCGUGACCGACCUCCUAUCCCUACUACUCCUACUACUCCCACUAAUACCGCCGCAACCACCAGCAACAGCGAGACCAACACGACCGAGUCCUCGCCCACGCGCGGCGGCCGACCCGCGGGCACCGUAUCCUUCGCCUUCGCGCGGAACCCGACCUUCUGGAUCCUGCAAUUCGGCAACGUCCUGCAGUCGAUGGGGUACCUGAUGCCGAGCACCUACCUGGCCUCCUACGCCAACGCCCUGGGCUUCCCCUCCGUAACCGGGCCCGUCUUCCUCGCCCUGAUCUCGCUCGCCUCCGUCCCCGGGUCCCUGCUGAUCGGGCUCCUCAACGACACCGGCCUGGCCGCCACCACCGUCAUCCUGAUCUCCAGCAUCGGCAGCGCCCUGCCCGUCGUCCUCCUGUGGGGCCUCGGCGGCCACCAGGUCGCCGUCCUCGUCGUCUUCACCCUGUUGUACGGCUUCUUCGCCGGCGGCUUCAGUUCCACCUGGUCCGGCAUCCAGCGCGAGCUGCAGAGCCGCGACGGCGCCGCCGAUACCGGUCUGAUCUUCGGCAUGCUUCUCGGCGGUCGGGGUCUCGGUUUCGUCCUGAGCGGGCCUGUCGGUGGCGCCCUGCUUGAGGUCAAUCGCUUGAAGGCCCAGGACUUCUCGGGAUAUGCUACGCAGUACGGGCCCAUGAUCAUUUAUACAGGCCUUACCGCUACCCUUGGCGCUUGGGGCUGGUUCUGGACUAUGGGCAAGAGGGCAAUGGCUGCCCUGUAGCGGAAAGGGUACAGUUCCACCUAGAUGACUGUGGACAACGACCACUAAGCAGAAGCUAGUUCUACCAUCACAGUAUUUCACUUGUCUACCUAUAGAAUUAUCACCACACGCACUUUACGCUUAGGAUAGUC
This is a messenger RNA of Annulohypoxylon truncatum, 2128 nucleotides long. RefSeq names its product MFS general substrate transporter. Bases 372 to 1997 code for a protein of 541 amino acids. Gene Ontology annotation, biological process: transmembrane transport. Gene Ontology annotation, molecular function: transmembrane transporter activity. NCBI's taxonomy places the organism in Eukaryota, Fungi, Ascomycota, Sordariomycetes, Xylariales, Hypoxylaceae. Gene Ontology annotation, cellular component: fungal-type vacuole membrane. The transcript has a single exon. The record is from RefSeq and is a predicted model, not a curated record.